GUAAAUUAUUUGUUAAGCGAGAAUACGAACAAUUACAGAACAAUUUCAACAGAUUUUUCACUAAAUCAAAUUAAUUAAAAUUUGAAGGCCCAUUAGAAUAAAAUGAACAACAUUAACAGUCCAGGCUGUUCCGCUGAUUUAAAAAGAUGUCAUACAGUCCACCUGAACGAUGAAAUUGACAAUUUCACAAAUGAAGCUGUCGACCUAUCAAAAACUCACGAUUGUUUUAUUGACAUUUCACCGGGCACCUCCAAAUAUUGCAACUGCCAUUCGAAUAGUAAAAUUAAAGAUGAUUGCAUUUUGGACGAUGAUGAAAUGAAAGAUAUUGCAUCCUUGCACUCUAUUGAGUCAAUUGUGUGUCGCAUUUGUCACAACAGCGAAGAUCCAGACAAACUGGUUUCCCCGUGUUUGUGUAAAGGUUCCCUAACAUACGUACACAUCAAUUGUUUGGAAAGAUGGAUCAGUAUGUCGCGCUGUACAAUCUGUGAAUUGUGUCAGUUUCAGUACAGUACCGAGCAAACUUUAAGAUAUUCUUUGUAUCAAUCCCUACGCAUGUGGUAUUCCCGUUCUAUGAGCCGUAGAGCUUUGCAGGAAGAUUGUCAAAUGUUUUCAUUGUUGACUUUAGUGGCAUUUGGAAUUGUUGGUACUUUGUUUGUAGCAGUGCAGUACUACAUUUUGCAGGGUAAUAUUAGUGGCAUGGGUCGUCUAUGGACUAAGGGAUGGCUUAUCUUCUUUCUUUUUACCACGUUAAUAGUCUAUUUGAUAAAUGUUUAUAUGAUUGUUAAAUCACAACUUAUGCCGUGGUAUAGAUGGUGGCAAUCAGCCCGUGACAUACGCUUAAACUUAGUAAAUCAGAAUGUGGCAUUGAAGCAAACUAAAAAUGAUAAAAAUCAAAAUUUAUCUACUGCGACAACAGAAGAGUCAAUAAGUCAAACUAAUAAAAUAUUGUGCCAUCAGCAGAAUCGUGUGAUGGAGCCCACAGGUGAUGAUACCGAGCAAUGCAAUCGAUAUUUUCUCGAGGGAAAUGAUGUAACAUGUCAAAAUAUUACAACGUCUUUGGCACAAACUAAAAUAUACAACAAUCAGACGGAAGUUGAGCAAGGAAAAAACUAAAAAACCCACCACUGCCGCUGCUAAAACAACAACCACCCUAUGUGCUGAUGUGUCCUUGAUGUCUGCUGGUGUAUCCGAAUGCAUUGUAAUAGUUUAAAUCCAAUCUAAAAUUAAACCAAACAUCAAGGAAGAAGAAAUUUAAGUAAGAAAGCAGUAAAUCAUUUAAACAAUUUCGUGAUAUAAUUGCUUCAUUAGCGUUAUCGUUAUAUGUGGUUAUAGUUUGCGAAUAAAUUUAUUUAUUUUUUUGAUGUGAAAUUUGCUGAUAUUAUGUACUACAUACAUUUCCUGCAGAUAAAUCUGUGA
Calliphora vicina (urban bluebottle blowfly) is the source of this 1416-nucleotide messenger RNA. RefSeq names its product E3 ubiquitin-protein ligase MARCHF8. Gene Ontology annotation, molecular function: ubiquitin-protein transferase activity; zinc ion binding. The record is from RefSeq and is a predicted model, not a curated record. NCBI's taxonomy places the organism in Eukaryota, Metazoa, Arthropoda, Insecta, Diptera, Calliphoridae. The transcript has 8 exons. Gene Ontology annotation, biological process: protein ubiquitination. The coding region runs from base 103 to 1113 and encodes 336 amino acids.